Letharia lupina is the source of this 684-nucleotide messenger RNA. RefSeq lists its product as uncharacterized. Lineage: Eukaryota; Fungi; Ascomycota; Lecanoromycetes; Lecanorales; Parmeliaceae. Bases 1 to 684 code for a protein of 227 amino acids. Gene Ontology annotation, cellular component: membrane. The record is from RefSeq and is a predicted model, not a curated record. The transcript is spliced from 2 exons. Gene Ontology annotation, molecular function: oxidoreductase activity.
AUGUCGCCAAGAAUAAUACUCAUCACGAGAGCGAACAGAGGCAUAGGCUUCUCAAUUCUUCAGGCCUUGGCCACACGCUCUCCAUCCCAUCACUAUCUUCUUGCCGCUCGCAGCACGCCGAACGGGGAAUUGGCCAUUCAGGAAUUGCGAAAGUCGGGCGUGCAAGCUGAGAUCGACGUCGUGGAAUUGGAUGUUGCAAACGAGGCAAGCAUCAAGGCGGCAGAGCGAAAGAUUCGGAAGCGAUGUUCUGGUCAACAACGCUGGGAUCGCGAUCCUCGGAAGGCCAGACGCUCGAACAUCCAAGAAAGCUACGCUCAGACCUUCAGCACCAACAUUACUGGCGUUGCUCUCAUGAUGACCACCUUCCUACCUCUCAUGAAGGAGAGCUCUCCAGACGCUCAAAUCAUCAACAUCUCUUCUGCUCGCGCCUCUCUUCAUCUAUCAUCAACCCGGAAUCUCCCACCAUCUACGGUGAUCUCCUACUCGGUCAGCAAGACGGCUCUCAAUGCUUUGACGGUCGAGUACGCGAAGGCAGAGCCUACUAUUGCCUUUUACGCCGCUAUUCCAGGCCACUGCAAGACUGCAUUCAACGGUUUCAGGGGUACGAAGGAUCCAUUGGACGGGGCGCGAGUGGUCGUGGAGCUGGUAUUGGCCGAGGAGGGGAAGUACGAGAAUGGCUCUUAA